CACAACAAUAACAAACUACGUAGAAAGAAACAAUCUUACAUUUUAAAAUAGCCUUAAUUAUUAAUUUUCAUUAGAAAUAUGUUGUUUUAGAUGUGAUCCUAUCAACACCAAAGGAUUUUUGGACAAAUUAUUUACGUGACACUGAUCAAGACUCAAGAGAAUCUGGAUAUGAAAUGGAUUCUGACUCAGAAGGAUCCAUAAUACUUUUGUAUGACACAGACAGUGAAGAUGUUUUUGGUCAGGCAGAGUCAGAUCAGUCUGAAAACUCUGAAGAGAGAAGCCAAGACAUAGGAGUUCAACAGGCUUUCAACAUGGAUCUGCCUAGCAUGCAUUCAUACCUGGGUGAGGAGUUGGAGGUGGUUCGAGGCAGGACUGUGUUUGAGGAAGGAUCAGUAGUCACUCUAGAUCUACUACAACAUGCUGAUGUUGUGUUGAUGCUUGGACAGACACUACCUGACUAUUGUUUACCUGGGCCAGGAGUUGGAGGUGGUUCGAGGCAGGACUGUUACCUGGGCCAGGAGUUGGAGGUGGUUCGAGGCAGGACUGUGUUUGAGGAGGGAUCAGUAGUCACUCUAGAUCUACUACAACAUGCUGAUUACCUGGGUGAGGAGUUGGAGGUGGUUCGAGGCAGGACUGUGUUUGAGGAGGGAUCAUACCUGGGUGAGCAGUUGGAGGUGGUUCGAGGCAGGACUGUGUUUGAGGAGGGAUCAUACCUGGGUGAGGAGUUGGAGGUGGUUCGAGGCAGGACUGUGUUUGAGAAAGGAUCAUACCUGGGUGAGGAGUUGGAGGUGGUUCGAGGCAGGACUGUGUUUGAGGAGGGAUCAUACCUGGGUGAGGAGUUAGAGGUGGUUCGAGGCAGGACUGUGUUUGAGGAGGGAUCAUACCUGGGUGAGGAGUUGGAGGUGGUUCGAGGCAGGACUGUGUUUGAGGAAGGAUCAUACCUGGGUGAGGAGUUAGAGGUGGUUCGAGGCAGGACUGUGUUUGAGGAGGGAUCAUACCUGGGUGAGGAGUUGGAGGUGGUUCGAGGCAGGACUGUGUUUGAGGAGGGAUCAGUAGUCACUCUAGAUCUACUACAACAUGCUGAUGUUGUGUUGAUGCCUGGACAGACACUACCUCUGGCUGUAUUUGAUUCUCGAACCAUCAACAUGCUGGAAAACUGUAUUAGCAACGAUAAAACAUUUGGAGUUUUAGCCUGCUGGAGUAGUGAACGAAACACAAAAGUUGAUUGCAUUGGAACAACAGCAGAGAUCUACGAGUAUCUCCCAGAGGAAGGAACCAGACUUGGCUUAAGAGUGAAGGCUUGUGCUCGGCAGCGGUUCAGACUGCUGGAGGGAGAGACCAACAGAAGGAGGGCAAAAGUCCGUAUCCUGCCUGAGGUGAAGCUGCCAGACUCUCUUGAGGGAGUGAAGCUUCUGAGUCUGCGUCGCCACCGGUCCUCACCUCAACAGAGGCUAAGGUGUAGAAGAGCUGACGCAGCUGUAACCGGGUGGCCGGCCUUUGUCCACGAGAUGUACAAUGCGGACCGGCUCGUACAACAAGUGAAGGAACAGCUUAGCUCUACUUUGAUUUCACAACACGACAAAAACAAGCCGAAUGAACAGGGUGCUCCAGUGAAGCUUGUGUUACCUGACGACCCAACAGAACUUUCCUUCUGGGUGGCUCGAAACGUGCCGAUGAAAGAAAUACACAGAGUGAUGAUGCUCAAAUUGAACUCUCCGAUCCAGAGACUUCGGUGGGAGCUGAAGAUAAUGCAGCAGGUAGCUUAUUCUGAGUGUUUGGACGCCAUUUCACCUUUUUGGAAGUUGUCAAAACAGUUUCUUUGCUGCCGAUCCUGCACGAACACCGUAGGUUCUGACUCAGAUUUGUUUUCCAUGUCAACUGAGGGUCCUCAAAGCACCUUCGUCAACCCUAACGGUUACUUGCAUGAGACCAUCACUCUGUACAAGGUCAAGAGCAUCUACGCAGUCGGUCUACCUUCCACUGAGUUCAGCUGGUUUCCUGGAUACGCUUGGACCAUAGCAAAGUGUAACCACUGCAACCACCACCUAGGAUGGAUGUUUACAGCUACUAAGAGCAAUCUCAAGCCACUCAAGUUCUGGGGCAUCUGUCGUCAAGCCAUCUUGGUCAAGUGGGUAGUCAAUACACCAGGCCUCGACAUCAUGAUUGUGUAGAGAUAUGUAUAACUUCAUCGUUUAUUACAGUAUUUCAAUACUAAUGGUAAUUCAGUUUUACAUGUACAUGUAUAUGGUUGCUAUCAGGCAAAAUGUUUUGAAACGCAGCUUUUCAACAGGAGUGUGCGAGUAUUGAUUUGUGGGUUUGAAUAAAAUAAAAUAAAAUAAGAAUAUUUUGUGAUAUUUUUGAUUAAAGUCUUUUAAGUUAUUUGUAUGUAGUAUCAUAUUCACCAAAAGUUUUCAACUCACAGCAGACAUAAUGCAGGCUUAUAAGUAUACUUCUAGAUUCUUUAUCCUGUAUACAUUGGCAUUUUACCUUUAUUUUCCAGUCUAAAAUUAGCUGUUACUAUUACCAAGGUUUCAACGCUGGUUGAAAUAUGCAACUUAAAUCCAUUCUGUAACCACCAUGGCAACCCUUAGUCAUAGUCAUAGUCAAGAAUCUUAAUUCAUAAGUAUACAUGGUUGUAUGCACAUGAAUAGUGUCAAAUCAACCAAAAACUAAUGCUUACUAAGAUAAAGCCAUUUUCAAUUCAUCUAUAGAGUACAAGGUCAGAUCCAUUAAAUAGAUCCUUGAGGCUUUUUUUUUUAAUAUUGAGUUUUGGUUUUGUUUUAAUUUUUUAAGGAAUAAAUUUUAAAACCGUUACUUUUGAGAAACACAUUACUCCCAGGGUGUAUACCAACCGGGAAAACCGGGAGAACCGGGAAAUAACCUUGAAUUUGAAGGGACCUGGAAAAAACCGGGAAAAAGCCGGGAUUUUUGGACCGAAUCCGGGAUUUUUAUUUUAGCCCCGGUAGAAGAUUGUAGUCGUAAAACGCGUCUUGCCGCGUUUGCGGGCGACGACGAUGACGUUUUCGUGACCGCGGGAGACGACGGUGACGUUUCCGUGACCGCGGGAGACGACGAUGAUGUUUACAUGGCUGCGGUAAAUAUUCAUGAUUUUACCGCGAUCGCGUACUUCGACGAUUACGUUUCCCUAACCGCUGGAGUCAAUGAUGAUGUAUACACGGCCGUGGAAAGUUUUCAUGAUUUGCCGUGACCGCGAAAGAUGACGAUGAUGAUUUCUACACGGCCGCGUGAAAUACUCAUGAUUUUGCCGCGAUUGCGACCUACGACGAUGACGUUUCCGUGACCGCGGGAGACGACGAUGACGUUUUCGUUACCGCGGGAGACGACGAUGACGUUUCCGUGACCGCGGGAUCAACGAUGAUUUCUACACGGCCGCGUGAAAUACUCAUGAUUUUGCCGCGAUUGCGACCUACGACGAUGACGUUUUCGUGACCGCGGGAGACGACGAUGACGUUUCUGUGACCGCGGGAGACGACGAUGACGUUUCCGUGACCGCGGGGUCAACGAUGAUGUAUACACUGCCGCGGGAAAUAUUCAUGAUUUUGCCGAGAUCGCGGACGACGACGAUGACGUUUCCGUGACCGUGGGAGACGACGAUGAUUAUGUCUACACGGCCGCAGAUGUUUAAAUGAUUUUGCCGAGAUCGCGGACGACGGCGAUGACGUUUUCAUAUCUGCGAGAGGCAAUGAUGAUGUCUACACGGCCGCGGAAGAUUUUCGUGAUUUGCCGUGACCGCGAAAGACGACGAUGAUUUUGUCUACACGGCCGCAGAUGUUCAUGAUUUAGCCGCGAUCGCGACCUACGACGAUGACGUUUCCGUGACCGCGGGAGACGACGAUGACGUUUCCGUGACCGCGGGAGACGAUGAUGACGUUCCCGUGACCGCGGGAGACGACGAUGACGUUCCCGUGACCGCGGGAGUCAAUGAUGGUGUCUACACGGCCUCGGAACAUUUUCGUUAUAUUGCCGUGAUCGCGGUCGAUGACAAUGACGUUUACGUGACCGUGGGAGUCAAUGAUGAUGUCCACACGGCCGCGGAACAUUUUCGUUAUUUUGCCGUGAUCGCGGUCGAUGACAAUGAAGUUCCCGUGACCGCGGGAGUCAAUGAUGGUGUCUACACGGCCUCGGAACAUUUUCGUUAUUUUGCCGUGAUCGCGGUCGAUGACAAUGACGUUUACGUGACCGUGGGAGUCAAUGAUGAUGUCCACACGGCCGCGGAAGAUUUUCGUGAUUUUGCUGCGAUCGUGGAUGACGAUGAUUACGUUUUCGUGAUCGCGAGAGAUGGCGAUAAUGUAUACAUACCGCGGAUAUGUCCAGGAUUUUUCUAUGGUAACGUAAGACUGUGAUGACGUUUACGUCACCGUGGGAAGCGACCACACGACCGCAGGAAAUAUUCAGGAUUCAGCCGCCGUUGAUCAUGUGUUCAUAAAAAAUUAAGAUAAUAUUCAUGAUUUUGCUGCCAACGAGAGAUACGAUGUUUCCGUGGACUUAAGUAAUGAUGAUAAUGAAAAUCUUUGAAACAAAUUUAAUGUAAGUUUAUAUUGUAUACUUAGGCUGCAAGUCUUAAAUUGAUUAUAGUUUAAGUGGAACCAAACAAAUACGCGGGAACCUGGAAAAACUUGGAAAAACCAGGAAAAAACCUGGAAAAAACCUGGAAUUUCACUUUAAUAAAAUAGUAUACACCCUGACUCCGUUCCAUUACAACUUGGUAUAGUAACCUGUUAAUUUUGUAACCUGUUACCUUUAAGAAAUUAAAUACAAAUCUUAUUGAACAAAAAAAUUAUUUAUUAGGCCUGUAGAAUAUUAUAUCCAAAGUUUUGCUUUUGUAAUUAGUUUUUCAGAUCUAAGAAGCCGUAAUUUAAUUUAAGUUUUGCUCUUGGGGUAACCUAAUCAAGCAAUUUAUACUUCUCUUCAAAAUUUUAACAACUUUAUUCCAGUUUGUUUCAAUGCCAGAUGGUUGUAAGAGUAAUAAAAUAACUUGCUGUUGUAAUGAUUGUGUGUUUAAUCUGCCAUACCGUACUACCACCGUACCAUACCAAUAAUGAAAUAAUUGCUCUACCACUUGAGUACUUGCACACCCCUAGUUUUUGAGAAACCAGUCUAAAUUCAAGCGUAAAACCCUACCAUAGUCUACCCUAACCCACAAAACCCUCAAAAACCUAGUCCACAGAUAGUAGCCAUUAUUGAUCAAUGAUUUUAGGGAAUAAUUUGAAUUUGCAUUGUUAUUUAACACUUGAUGAGACUGUUGUCCUUAACUGAUACUGGUCAAUUAUGUUUAUUUCACAUUAAUAGACUAAAGGUGAAAAUGUAUUAAAAUUGUAUAGAGUUUCUGGAAUACCCCUUUUUUGGUUUUGUCGUUUUUACCAUGUACUAAUUAACAUAUAUUUUCCUCUAUUCACUCUUUUAUAAAAUAUAAAUAAAUUAAAUAAAAAUAUAUUAUAGUUUAA
This is a messenger RNA of Macrosteles quadrilineatus (aster leafhopper), 5465 nucleotides long. RefSeq names its product protein cereblon (gene ohgt). The record is from RefSeq and is a predicted model, not a curated record. Bases 174 to 2171 code for a protein of 665 amino acids. The transcript is spliced from 19 exons. Lineage: Eukaryota; Metazoa; Arthropoda; Insecta; Hemiptera; Cicadellidae.